GCGGCGGCGGCAGCCGGCGGAGCGGGGGGCCGGGGCGGCAGCAUGGCCCUGGAGGACCCGUUCUCCGCCGUGCGGGGGGAGGUGCAGAAGGCUGUGAACACGGCCCGGGGGCUCUACGAGCGCUGGUGUGAGCUGCUGCAGGAGACGCAUGUCGUCAGCACGGAGGAGUUCGACUGGACCACCAACGAGCUGCGCAACAGCCUGCGAAGCAUCGAGUGGGACCUGGAGGAUCUGGAGGAGACCAUUGGCAUUGUGGAGUCGAACCCUCGCAAGUUCAGGAUCGAAGCCAGCGAGCUGACAGAGAGACGGGCCUUCGUGAGGCAGAUGCGGGACUCUGUCAAGGAGAUGCGGGAUCACAUAUCCAGCCCAUCAGCCCUGGCCUUCGCCAAGCGGAAAAACAGAGAGAUGCUGAUUGGCGGUGGGGCCAGCCAGAAGCCCCCCCCGGAGCGGUACGGGCAGCUGCGGGAGGAGCUGGUGUCAGCCAAUUCCCGCUAUAUUGAGGAGCAGCAAUUGCAUCAGCAGCUGAUCAUAGACCAGCAGGAUGAGCAGCUGGAGCUGGUGUCAGGCAGCAUCCGGGUCUUGAAGCACAUGUCGGGCCGGGUCGGAGACGAGCUGGACGAGCAGAGCUUGAUGCUGGAGGAGUUUGCCCAGGAGAUGGAUCACACCCAGUCCCGCAUGGAUGGCGUGCUGAAGAAGAUGGCCAAGGUCUCCCACAUGACCAGCGAAACGAAAACCGACGAGGAUGGGAACAAAAGGGAAACCAAAGCAACCAACCAAAAAGCUGCGGAAAAACCCAGGUGCCGCUUCCCAACUCAAACGCGUGAAGUGAAGUCCGGAUUGGAAAGAAAACUCAAACAAUCGUGAAUAAAUUUGCCAGCUCAGAAAAAAAAAUCCCAUUGCCGGGGUGGGGGUGGAGGGCUUCCCACUUGAACCUGGAGUGGGGCGGGGGGGCGGAUAGCCAGGUUUCCAGCACGGCUAAUUUGGGGUGAAAGGGGGUGUGGCAAACACACUGCGGCCUGGGUGGAUGAGCGUGUGGCUAACAUCCCAUUUCCAGGCACAGAUCUAUGGCAGGGGCUCUCCCUUGGCUCCUGGGAGAGCGUCGGGGUGCAGGGGUAUUUGGGACUUCCGGCACGUUGCAUCAGGAGAGGUCUCCCGAGUUACAGUGUCAAUGAGGCUGGAGCACCGGGAGCACACUUGGGGGGCGGGGAGGGACGACACACACCCAUCUCAGUCCUCUCGGGGCUGGCAAGGAAGGAAGGGGACCAAAAAAAAAAAAACUAGCCACAGAAAGUGAGACCUGCUCCCAUCUCAGUUCCGGUGUCAAUCCAGAGUCACUCCUCUGAGCGCCAGACAAUCCAGAGUCACUCCAUUACAACCAAAACUUCAGCAGCGGACCUGCACUGGCGUAACCCAGCUCAGCUACAGGCGGCUGCGGCAAGCCCAUUCCCACUGGGCCCCCCGCCCCAGAAUCCCCUCCCCCUGCAUUAGAAACUAAAGCCCAAGUCCUGACAGGCAUUCACAUGCCUAACUCCCCUGGGAAUUAAGCGUUUUAACUCUAGGAGCUUGGACUGAAAUCUCGUUUCCCUUUUACAAUAUUAAAUCAAAAGGCCUGUUACCGGGGGCGGGGGUGUGUGCAGACGGCCUGGGAAUUCUACCCUGCCUAGGGGCCUCCCCAAGUGGUGGAAAUAGGGGGCAGAUCAGCCUAUUCUGUACCUCCCCAGGCCUGAAGUGGGAGUUAGAGCAGCCUCCAGGCUGCUCUAAUUGACACUGGAGGACAAGGCAAGGGAAUGGAAAGGGGGCUUAGAGCUUGGGCCCCCUCCCACACGGGGUUAAGUUUGAUCCACGGGCGAGGACAAGCCCAGGCUGCCCCUCAGGCCGAGGGGCAGGAUUCUGAGCUGGCGCUCAGGCAUCAGCAAAAGGAGAUCCGGGCCCAUCACUGCUCCUGUCUCAUCCACCCCACCACUAUUCCCUUCCCCAUCAGCUCCUCCCCACUGACCCUCGCUCGUUACAGGCCUAGAUGCUUCAAUCUCUAGGUUCCCACCAACAUAGGUUAAAACCCAGAGGGGAGUUCACUUCAAAAGACAUCCCCCUCCACCCCCCCAGCCCCAUACUGAUGCAGACAGCAACAGCGCUACCAGGUGGCCCAUCUGGGGAACAGCAGCAUGCAAACCCCUCUCUCUGGCUUGGGCUGGGCCAAAUCGAUUGAUGGGCUCAGAGGUGAGUCUGGUCCCCGUGUCUGCGCCAGGGCGGGCGAGUGGGAGUGAAAGGGCUAAAGGGACAUUAUCUGGGAAGGGUCCGAGGCCGGGCGCAGGAAGGACCCCACCCCUCCUUUGCGAAGCAGAGACGUGUUCAACUCGUCACACGGGAGGGGGCUGCCACCUGCCACCCCCACAGUGGGAGCCAAAGGGAAAAGCUGGGAGCUGAAGCUCCAGGCAGAUGGUCCCCAAACUACACAGACACACCAGCCACCCUUCCGAAUCUCCCCUCCGCGUCUGAAGCCCUGGGCUGAGAUCACACCAGACGGAAGGGAUCCCUGCUGUGAUCUAGUGCAAGAACAGGGAUCGGGGAGAUCCCAGAAGCAACCCCCACCCUAGUCACCAGAUCCGGCUGCUCUUCCCUGACACUCACCACACUAUGUGCCCUGCCACAUCCUCACCACAAAUGCUGUCAGCUCGCGCUGCCCUCAUCCCCUGUUGGUCACCAGGCUGGGCCAGUACUCCCUCCAUUUCAGUAUGUGUGGGGGAAACUGAGGCACAGAGACCGAAGGGACUCCUCCCCGUCCCAAAGCUGGGAAGAAAACCCAGGAGUCCUGGUGCGACGGCCAUACCUCCAGAGCUAAAAGCAGGAGCUGCUCCAGCUUGUGGCAGAUCGUCUGCGGACCAGGCACACAGAGGGGGCUGCGGGGGGCACAUAACGCAUGCCCAUCCGCAGCUUUCACUGGCCCCCAGUCCCUAUCCACCCUGUACUGCCCUGCUCCGGUCAUGUGACAGCUCCCAUCCUGCAUGUGUAGAGCAGAUCCAGCCCCAGGGGCCUGCGUGGGGCCAUCCUACAAGUGCCCCAAGAAAGUGACAGAGCCUCACAUUUCUACCCGACCCCACUGGCCUAUUGCCAAAGGCGCUGGCAGAACAGGCCCGUCCACUGGUAGCUGCAUUAUUCAGGGCCCUAGGUCAGGGAAGUUGGAUCCUGCCCCACUUCCUCUUCAGCUGGGGGGAGGGGGGGAGAUUUAUAUCCUGGGCCAAGGAAUCUGUCCCAGUCAGCGUAAACAAACAAAACAUUACAAAUUAACAGCAGCCAGGCAGGCAGCACGGCACAGCGCAGUGGGUAAGGCACUUGGCAAAGUCAGGAGAGCUGGGUUCUGAGCGGGAGUGUGGUCUACUGGUUAGUGCUGAGGGAAGUGUAGGGGGAAGAGAAAGACAGGACUUCUGGGUUCUAUUCCUGGCUCUGGGAGGGGAGGGGUCUAGUGGGUUAGAGCAG
This is a messenger RNA of Gopherus flavomarginatus (Mexican gopher tortoise), 3474 nucleotides long. It is a transcript of the gene STX10, whose product is annotated as syntaxin 10. The record is from RefSeq and is a predicted model, not a curated record. Bases 43 to 864 code for a protein of 273 amino acids. Gene Ontology annotation, cellular component: membrane. Gene Ontology annotation, biological process: Golgi vesicle transport. The transcript has 8 exons. NCBI's taxonomy places the organism in Eukaryota, Metazoa, Chordata, Testudines, Testudinidae.